This is a messenger RNA of Beta vulgaris subsp. vulgaris (sugar beet), 3015 nucleotides long. RefSeq lists its product as uncharacterized. The coding region runs from base 1 to 3015 and encodes 1004 amino acids. The transcript has 7 exons. Lineage: Eukaryota; Viridiplantae; Streptophyta; Magnoliopsida; Caryophyllales; Amaranthaceae. The record is from RefSeq and is a predicted model, not a curated record.
AUGGUAUCGCCUCCUUUCCCACCUAAGAAGCGUAGAGCCAGGCCAUCGUUCGGAAGUGUGGCGAGUUCUAGCAAAGACUCUGCAGUUCUCUUUUGUCAAUUCCUUCUGAGCUUGAAACUGUGUUUAAGCGGGCCAAGCGAAGCGGAUGCUGACUCACUGCUCCUAACACUAGAAAAUCCAAAUGUGCUAACUGCAUCACAGAGCAAAGCUUUUUGCCUCUUGGCUGAAAAGAUAGUGCCACCUCUAGCAGCUAUUACUAUGGGUAUUCCUACAAGACUCUCUUUUAAAGAUUAUGUUUUGAAUGAUCAUCCGAAGGUUCGUGGUCCUUAUAUUAGUAAGCGCAUGCGCAUGUUACAAGAAAACGGGAGCGAGGGCAGACCCGAGGGUUUGCUCAGCUCAUCCAUUGAUACUAGGCAGUAUAGCAGUGCUCGCAUGUUAGCCACCACAUCUGAACCUGUAUUUCCGGGUGAACCAGUUGGAGCUGCUAUUAGCGUUGGCCAGGAUAUGCCAACAGCAGCACUAACUUUGCCUCCAGUAGACUGUUGUCCUAAAUGUUCUGCAAUGAUGAUGCUGUGCACUUCAGAACAUAUGCACGCCUUUAUAAUAAUCUAUUCUGCUUUCAGCUCUCUUGGUGGUAAUUUUGAUUCAUGUACUCAAAAAGGCAUUUACGUGUUCAAGUUGCAUAGCCAAAUCUACCACUUCAUACCUAACUUAUUGCCUACUGACCAUAACCCACAAUACUUACAACUCUAUUUCUAUGAUGCUCAACAUGAAUCAGAAAACCGUUUGAAUUUGUUUCCUGAAUUGAGGCCUGAUGUGAUAGCUAUUCUGAUGAAAAUCAUGCAACAAAACCCCUAUGCAAAAUUUUUUAGAUCUCUCCGUGAGCUUUAUGUUGUUGAGGAUACAGAAAUACGCUUAAACAAAGACCCAGUGCUUUACCAGCGUGUUUACAAUGCUCCAACUGCUGAAGAGGUUGCCGUAAUAUGGGCUGAGGAUUCUGCAACCAGUUCGACUGGUGGGCCUCAUAUUAUUGUACACGGCAAGGCUGAACGCGAGCAUAGGAUCAUGCACUACUAUGGGUGUUACGAUCCAUUACAGUAUCCUCUCCUACGGCCCUACGGUGAUUGUGGUUGGCACCACGGUCUUAAAAAAACGAGCAACGGUGGUCGUAAGCAACGUGCCCUUGCUCAGCAGAAAAUGGCCACUGCAUUAGGCGGGGAUGUGCAUAGCUUCUUAUCCGCUGAGGCUUCUGUUGCGGCACAGUUGAAAACAGCUAGAACUCAAAUUUCGUGCAGGGCAUACUAUGCAUAUGUCCUGCAAAUGCGACCUAGGAACUACAUUUUGCGAGCGUGCCGUCUGUUUCAACAAUUCAUUGUUGAUAUGUAUGUGAAGCUUGAAAACACGCGUCUAGAUUUCUUUAGGCAAAAUCAGGCAACAAUCCGGGCAGAGUUGUAUCAAGGCAUCUUGGAUUGCUUUGAAGGGGGCGAGAAGAGUGGAGCAAAUGUGGGCCAUAGGGUUAUCCUUCCGCCUAGCUUUCUUGGUGGACCUCGUGACAUGAAGCGCCGUUACUUAAAUGCACUGAGCCUGGUGCAACGCUAUGGUAAGCCUGACCUUUUUAUUACCAUGACGUGUAAUCCAAACUGGCCUGAAAUCAAGGAACACCUUGCUCCAGGUGAGCUUGCUCAGCAUCGACCAGAUAUAGUCGCCCGUGUUUUCCGUGCAAAAUUGCUUCAAUUGAAAAAAAAAGUUGUAGAAGAAAGUGCAUUGGGUGAGGUUGCAGCGUAUACGUAUGUUGUAGAAUUUCAAAAACGCGGUUUGCCGCAUGCGCAUAUGUUGCUAAUCAUGAAACCAUCUUACAAAAUAAAAGAAUCUAAUGCAUUUGACAAGUUUAUAAGUGCUGAAAUUCCUGAUGAGAGCAAUCCCCACUUGCGAAUAAUUGUUUUAAGCCACAUGAUGCAUGGACCAUGUGGGAAAGCUAACCCCGAAUGCCCUUGUAUGAAACACAAGAGUAGCCCAGGAACAUGCAAGUAUGGGUAUCCAAAGACAUUUCAAGAAGAAACAAGUACACAUGAAAACGGUUUCCCCCUUUACAAACGGAUAAAUGAUGGUCAAAAGCCUAUCAUUCGCAAGUUUGCCAUGGAUAAUAGAUGGGUUAUACCAUAUAAUCCGUACCUCUCUGCCCUCUUCGAUUGUCAUUUAAAUGUCGAAGUUUGUUCAACAAUCCAAGCAGUGAAGUACAUAUACAAGUAUGUUUAUAAAGGCCACGACAAAAUAUCAUUCGCUGUGUCUAAACAGAAAGAUCCAAAACCAGUUGAUGAAAUUACACAAUUUCAAACUGGCCGGUGGGUUUCGCCAUGUGAAGCUGCAUGGCGAAUUUUUUCAUUUGACCUAUUUGAAAUGUAUCCUCCUGUGCUUCCUCUUCAAGUCCAUUUGCCAAAUGCACAAACAAUCCAGUUCAAGCCUGCUGAACAACUUGCUCGUAUUGUGGCAAAUGAUGUGAGAUCUCGGACCUCGCUCACUGAGUUUUUCAAAAUGAAUGCAACUACAGAUGGUGCAUCACAAUUUCUAUACUCAGAAUUCCCAGAACAUUAUGUGUGGACUGCUUCUACAAAGACAUGGAGUAAGAGAGUGCACAAAAGAUUUGUUGUUGGCCGUUUGAUAUUUGUUGUUCCAUCAGAGGGUGAGCGGUACUUCCUACGCCUUCUUCUUGCUCAUGUACGUGGACCUACAUCAUUUGAUGAUCUGCGAACUGUCAAUGGCUACUUAUGUGCAACGUUCCAAGAAGCAGCAUUGAAAUUAGGGCUGCUUGAAGAAGAUGAUUCCAUUGUAAAAUGCAUGGAAGAAGCAUCUGGUGUUGAAAGGCCUAGCGCAUUGCGGCGUUUGUUCAUGACAAUCUUAAUCUUUUGUAAGCCUACCAACCCUCGAGCCUUGUGGGACCAGUUCUAUGAAAACCUUUCUGAAGACUUUGCACGCAAGUUCCUAAAGAAAAAGCAAAGGUUGCACAGCUCACUAUAA